AUGUAUUACUGUACAACUUUUUUUGGAACUUCACCUUUGAAAAAUCGAUGGAGAGUGAUUUAUGAGUACAUGAGUGAACAAGAUAUGUUGGAACUUACAAAGUCCAAGUCUUUUCCAAGUUUCAAUGAUUCUAAACACAAUAUUUUUUGUUCUGAACUGAAACAACUAUAUGUAGCUAUAACUCGUACAAGACAGAGAUUAUGGAUAUGCGAGAAUGCAGAAGAGUUUUGUAGACCUAUGUUUGAUUAUUGGAAAAGGAAGUAUCUUGUACAAUUCAAAGAGCUGGAUGAUUCACUUUCCCAGGCAAUGAAAGUUGCAAGUAGUCCAGAAGAAUGGAAGUCACGUGGCAAAAAGUUAUAUUAUCAAAAUAACUAUGAAAUGGCCGCUCAAGUGUAUGCUAGAGGAAGUUUCUUCUCCGACUGUUUGAAUGUUUGUGCCAAAGGUGGAUUAUUUGACAUUGGCUUGCAUUACAUUCAUCAUUGGAAACAAAACGAAAGUGCUGACCCUGGUUGGGCUAAAAGCCAUGAUCUGUAUACAAUUUCACUACAGGAGGUUGCUAAACUUCCAUUUUCGCCUCUAGAUCCUCGAGAACCUGAUACUUCUGUUGAGGUGUUUGAAAAUUUAUCUCCUCAUGUCCAAGCUUGUAUACCAGACCUCUUGAAGGUUGCUCUGACUUGUCUGGAAAAUGUGGCAGACUCUGAUGGAUCGCUUCGCUUGUCAGCAGAUCAAGAAUAUGCAGUGGAGCUAAUUGGAGGUGCUACCAGAGUGCCAAAGUUACAGGCUAAGCUUCAAGAUUUCCUCAGUAGAAAAGAACUUGAUUGGCAUCUUGAUGCUGAUGAAGCAAUAGUUCUUGGUGCUGCUCUGCAUGCUGCAAAUAUAAAUGAUGGAAUCAUAAACAGAAUUACAAACUAA
This is a messenger RNA of Vicia faba (fava bean), 912 nucleotides long. The record is from the annotation of a GenBank genome assembly. NCBI's taxonomy places the organism in Eukaryota, Viridiplantae, Streptophyta, Magnoliopsida, Fabales, Fabaceae.